UUUUGCAGGUGGCCUCUCAAGACAAGCGCAAGACAUGCGCAAGACAAGUCUUUGUACUUUAUGUGUGCGAGUCCAGAAGGAAAUGGCGGAUAGUGUAGUGUGUUUUGCUGCUGGUUGUGCGGGGGGUAUAGUGCUGAUGCUCUGGCUGUUAUUCGAUGAAUAGUGUGACGUAUUUCAUAAGAAACAGUAGUUUCAACAAACAUAUUCAGAAUGGAGAGCUCUUCUGAUGAACUUCCUGAGAAAGAGCCACCAUCACCUGCUUGGAAAGAGGACAUGCAGAUCCCAAAUGGUGAAAAUUUUCAUGAAGAACUGCAAUCAGGUGGAAAAAAUGACACUGCAGCAGGAGAGAGUGUAAAGCCAUUGCUUCUAAGUGAAAAACUGCACCGAGUUCUUUGUCUUACCGAAGAAAGUGAUAUGAAAUUGGCUCAAGAAAAAGUAGCCAAGAAUUUUUCCAGUGAGACUUCCAGUAUACGGUGUUUCAAAAAUGAUAAGCUUCGAGCACAUUCUGUUCUGCCUGAGAGCCAGAAUGCAGUACUCUUGAGUGAAGAACUGAAGAAUGUCCUAAGCUUUAAUGAAGACUGUGUGGAAAAAGACAAAUCAAAGGCAGAGCCUUUUGAGAAUAGUUAUGGAAAUGCAGAGAGUGAGAAGACUGUCAACAACAGCAGUUCAAGGGUUCUGAAAAGACCCGUUCGCACUGCAGCCAGAAGAUUGAGGAGUCACACUCGUAGCAGAAGAUUCCAACAUGAGAGAAAUGGCCUGGGUUUUAGUGAUGAAGCAGAUGUUCAUGACGUUCAUUCUAGUAUUACAAGAUUCAGUUCCAUUACUGACCUACAACAUGAUGUGUCAGUACUUCACAUAAAGAGGAAGAGGAGCCAUAGUGCUGAUUCUAGUGACUUUCCAGCAUCAUUUUCUGAUAGUAGUCCACAUGCCACAGAUCCAAGCACUGAUGAAGAAUUGCCAACGUGUGCAACAUGUGGAAAAUGUUUUCGCAAGAAGUAUGCUCUUGUAAAACAUGUCUUCACACACGUUCCAAAUGUUAGUAAACCACUGUAUGUCUGUAAAGAUUGUGGAAAGGUAAUUCCCACAGCAUCAGUUUUGAGAAAACACAGACGUAUCCAUCUUAAUGAACUUCCCAAUUCAUACACCAGUAGCAGACGAUCAGUUUCAUCUCUUCAGACCAGAAAAUAUGAAGAGGGGCCACUAGCUGAACGCACAUAUCGGUGUCCGUACUGCUUCCGUUCAUUCAAUCAGUUUGACUACUUUAGAAGACAUCUCAAUGUUCAUUCUGGGAGGCACUUUGGCAGACACAUCUAUAGGUUACGCAACUGAGUAAUUUUGCCAGUGUUAUCAUUCCUAUAGCUUCUAGGAAUUUUUUGAUGAGCUCAGGGAAUUAGUGUGAUGAAGUUUAUAGAGUUGUUUCUUACCACUCAUCAUUUACAGCGUGUCACCCAAAACGGUUGCAGAAUGAAAAAGUGAUUAUGGGUCCACAAAUGAUAAAUAUGCCAACACAUUUAUAAGACAAUGAUUACUAAAACAAGCUACUCCUUAAACAAACAUUAUCCCAGUUCCAAUAGUUGUUGGGACACAGAUAGAUGAAUAGAAUAAUAAACUUGGUUCAGUAACAAAUGACCGGAGAAAGUGGUAUUAUUUGAUGGUGCCUGAUUGGUAGCAGAAGAAAUGGAAAAACUAAAGGAAGCUGAAAGUCUCCAUAGUAUUUAGUUCCUGAAUCUCAUGGUUUCAGUCACUACUUGAGUGACUGCACCAUUUUGUGUUUGUAUGGACUGAUGAUGAGAGAACCUUGGAAAUAUGAUGUGGUAGUAGUUUGUGUAAGAAAAAUACAGCCAGUUAGGUUUGUUAGAUUGUAAGAAGUAAAUAUAGUAUCAGAUGCCAAUAGGCAUCUCAAGUGAGCAGUCCUGCGUUAUAUAAUUGGGAGAAGCAGGAUGGUACAUUGCUUGCCUCUGUUCUCCCACAGUUUUAUUAAUUUGAUAUAUUUUGUGUUACUCUGAAAUAUCAAUAUUACUUUUGUAAAGUUAAUUAGUUAUUUGUGAAAAGAAUGAUUUUUUAAUGAAUUACUUGUACACAUGUUGUAGACUUAUGUUUUAUGUUUUUUUUUGAAUAUUUAUAGUACCCAGAAAAUGGCCUCCUUUUGUAAUAUUUCUCAUCUAACAUAAAUGACGAUAAAAUUUGUGUGUGUGUGUGCAUACAUUUAUAAAUUCUUUAUGGUAUUUGAUCUAAAUGACUUUAUAAUUUAAAUUUUACUUGCCUUUAUUUUCUGUAUGUUUAAUGUUUUGUUCUGUAAUGCACUUCAAAAUGUGCAAAAAGAACAAUGUUUGCUCAAUAAACAAACUUUGUGUGUGUGUGUGUGUGUGUGUGUGUGUGUGUGUGUGUGUGAUUUUCCCUUCAAACUUCGAUUAAUGUAGAACAGUUGUUAGAUUUGUUAUUCCUAGAGACCGGAAAAAUUUGCAUUUUGCGAUAAAUAGAUCCAAAUUCUGCCUCGAGAUGCGAAAUUUCUUAAUAGGCGCUGUUUCAUAGCGAAUUAUAUCCAAAUUAGCUAUUUAUUAGAGAUAGUUUGAAAUAGCUUAUUUUCUGCUUUUUAAUGUCGAAAAUGUAAGCAGUUACUGGCAUUGUACAUCAUCUGGUGACCCCCAGUUUGGAAAGAUAAUGUAUACAAGAACCUACUUGCAAAAUAUAGUGUACGAAUGCAUCAAUGUGCUCAGUGGUUUGGUGCCAUGCCAAUGUAGUCGAGACUGGUCUGUUCAAUAUAAACGUCACAUAGUGCAACGUAGUACUCAGCCAUGGGACCUAGCAUUUUAUAAGAAACAAAUGCAUAUAUUUGUUUGUUUGUUAAAGCUCAAAAGAUAGUACGCUGCAGACAGUUUUAAUGUGGCAAAUUAGGUGGCAGAUGUUUUGAACUGUAGUUGCAUCGAAUACCGCUAGAGGUCAGGCCUGAACAACAUUGUUAACAAGCAGUUGUGUGGUAUUCGUCACCAAAUGCUUUGUGUUGUACGUUGCUCAUUGUUUUCUUUUCUUCAUUUAAAAUAAGUGAAGUGACUAAUCUUGGUUCUUCACGGAUUUUGAUUACAACCUCAACACCACCAGAAGAGAUCGGCAGCCCCUGUGACAAUGUGUCAGUUCUGCUGUAGAAUGCUACCCAUCAAAAUGAAGGUGCGGUUUGUUGGGCCCCACGCUCCUUCCCCUGUGGCGGUCAAUAUUCUAAUCUGUUCACACUAGUGGUCCUCUGCAAUUAUUACCUAUAGUGCCCGCCCUCUGUGCUAUAGCAAUUGUAGAAAAUAAAAAUCUGUAACUUUUUUGAUGGCGUCGAAAUUCUUCCCCUAGCUUGAAAUUGAGUUGCCAAAUGUUCGGGUCUACUUCUACGGUAAGUGCCAUGUCAGUUCUAUCUGUGUCAUUGGGUCAAGCAUGGGUCAUACAGCUAUGAAUGUCCACAAAAGGUCAAAGUUAGUAGUCUGUGGAUUUUUUAAUCCUCAAAUUGGGUGGGAAGGACAAAUAAUGUCCAGAAACACCUUAUAUCAGACACACAUUCACUUAAACAGCAGGAAAAUGCUGCUGCUUUUCAGCAGAGCAAUCAUUUCUGAAAGCUCUAAUGCAGCUGCUGGCUGGAGUGGCAGAGCGGUUCUAGGUUCUACUGUCUGGAACCACGCGACCGCUAUGGUCACAGGUUCGAAUCCUGCCUCGGGCAUUGAUGUGUGUGAUGUCCUUAUGUUAGUUAGGUUUAAGCAAUUCUAAGUUGUAGGGGACUGAUGACCUCAGGAGUUAAGACCCAUAGUGCUCAGAGCCAUUUGAACCAUCUAAUGCAGCCAAACACAGGCCAGUUGGGAAGAAAAUAGCGUUGAAUUUGUUGCAAAAGCAAACAUUCCAUUCAAAAAGAACCAAAUCAGUACAUUUUCUAACAGUCAAUUUCAAAUAACUAAUAAUUUGUUUGUCACCACUUGUGUUGCGUGAUAACCUUUCAAGUCUUUUCAUCUAAUCAUUUACAAACAAAGAAAAUAGAUGAGAAUUUUGACAAAAAUAGAUGCAAAUUUUGCCAAAAUAGAUGCUGUGUUUUCCGGUCCCUAGAUUCCUAAAGACUUUUUUAUUUCAUGACUUUACCAUAUGUACGACUGUCAGUAAUAUUGUUCCUUUAAGUGUGUUUGUGUAUGUAAUAGAUAAUUAGCAUUCCAGCUUUGUUAAAUCGUAAGUUUAAGUGGUAUAUUUUACUUAUUGAUGUCCUUCUUAAAGCUUUGUAGUUCUGUGAUAAUGGAGUCAUAUUAAAACAGGUAGUCUACCAUCAAUUAUUAAUUGUUAUUUUAUGGAAAAAGCAGAAAAUAGGCAAACUGAAACCUAGCUCAGUACUGUGACUUUUGGUGUCCUUUUAUCAUAUGUCCUUAUACACCCUCUGUCAUGAGACGUUAGUCACCAUUAAGAGCUUAUUGUAUGGUGCCACUGAUAUUCUUAGUUUAUUUAUGGGCUCUUUUAAUGCAUCUGUUUAAGUUCCCCUGUACUUUCAUUCAAGUCUCUGGGAGGUCAGGUUCAAUACUGCUACCACCGGCAUGUAUUUGAACUUACGACUGUUGUCAAAUUUUGCACAAAUGCCAAGCGCGUGAAAUUAGGCAGUUACUCGAGAAAUGUUAUGUUAGAUGUUUGAUAGUUAGGGCAGAUUAUGGAAUGGGAAUGCAGUCAGGUAAAAGGUCCUCUGAUAAAAGCCACACUUAUCUGUACUAUUAACUCUUUAUUUACAUUCUUCAUUUAAAUUAAAAUGUCAUUAUUAUUAAUUGAGAUAAUAUUAAUUUAAUGCCAAUAUCUAUAUACUAAAAAUGAUGAUUAA
Messenger RNA from Schistocerca nitens (vagrant locust), 4822 nucleotides. Its product is annotated as zinc finger protein 135-like. Gene Ontology annotation, biological process: regulation of transcription by RNA polymerase II. Lineage: Eukaryota; Metazoa; Arthropoda; Insecta; Orthoptera; Acrididae. Gene Ontology annotation, molecular function: DNA-binding transcription factor activity, RNA polymerase II-specific; RNA polymerase II cis-regulatory region sequence-specific DNA binding. The transcript is spliced from 6 exons. Bases 211 to 1329 code for a protein of 372 amino acids. The record is from RefSeq and is a predicted model, not a curated record.